AUGUUUGUGUUAUUCUUAUCAAAUACAAUUGUUAAGAUAACGCUUUUGAAAUCUGAUAAAGAAAGAAAUGCUGAAAUUGGCUUCUUGGUUGUAUUCUGUAUUGAAGCUGCUUUGAAAAUUAUCGCCAAAGGCUUACAAAUUGUCUUAAGAUCUCUUUUAACUGCAAUGGGACCUCUUUUUCAAAUCAGCUUGUUAGUUUUAUUUGUAAUUGUUAUAUACUCUAUUAUUGGAAUGGAAUUCUUUUUAGGCAAAUUUCAUCUUGGUUGUCGUGAUCCACGGACUGGCCAAUUACUAACCCAAAAUCACAUGAGUCCGUGCAAUAAUCAACCUAAUUCAUCAGCCGGAUUUAGAUGCGUUAUUAACACUACACAGUACCAAGUUUUUGGUACUUGUGAUUAUAAAUAUGAUGGGCCUAAUUAUGGAAUAACAGGCUUCGAUAAUAUUUUCAUGGCUCUACUGACUGUCUUCCAAUGUAUUAGCUUAGAAGGAUGGACAAAUCUAUUAUAUGAUACUAAUAAUGCGGUUGGUAGUACUUUCACCUGGUUUUAUUUUUUAACCUUAAUAAUUUGGGGAUCAUUUUUUAUGUUAAAUCUUGUUCUCGGAGUAUUGAGCGGCGAAUUUGCCAAAGAGAGAGAUAGAGUUGAAAAACGUAGGGAAUACAAGAAAUUUCAAGAAAAUCGAAAGAUUGAAAGGGACUUUUUGGGUUAUUUAGAAUGGAUAGGUCGAGCAGAGGAUUUAAUCUUAGGUGAGCAGAGACUGAAAGAAGAAGAAACGGCUCCACAUUUUGAUACCAGAUCAGAGAUAUUUCAGUUUGCAGAGCAGGAUCAAGUAGCUGAAUUAGCGGAAAUCACUUUAUCUGAAAAUCCGAUAAAUACGAAAGCUUAUGCAACAACAACACAUUCUCCAAGGGCUAACUGUUUACAUAUGGUACAAAGAUCGGAGAAAUUUCUUCGAUUAGCUAUACGUCGGACCGUUAAAUCUAGACCUUUCUUCUGGAUAGUUAUUCUAUUAGUAUUUUUAAAUGCAGUAACUAUAGCCUCCGAACACAGCGGAGAGCCGUUAUGGCUUAAAGAUUUUAGAGAAGCAACCAACAUUGUGUUUGUCGCGUUAUUUACUUUGGAAUUAAUCCUAAAAUUAUAUGGUUUGGGAGCGGUAUUUUACUUCUCAUCAACAUUUAAUUGCUUUGAUUUUGCGGUGGUUAUCGCCAGCAUAGCUGAACUUAUAGUUAGGAGCGUUGGUGGACCGAAGCUUGGCAUUAGUGUAUUUCGAUGUAUUCGCUUGCUAAGAAUAUUUGAAAUAACAAAGCAUUGGAAGUCGCUAAGUAACUUAGUAGCCUCGUUAAUUAGCAGUCUAAGAUCCAUAUUGAGUUUACUUUUCUUGAUUGGACUUUGUAUCAUGGUUUUUGCAUUACUUGGAAUGCAAUUAUUUGGUGGAAGAUUUAAUUUUGCAGAAGGUGUACCAAGAAGUAAUUUUAACGAUUUUGGUCACGCAGUUUUAUCUGUGUUCCAGGUGCUUUCCGGUGAGGACUGGAAUGAAGUAAUGUAUAAUGAUACCCUAUUAAACGUAUUCUUGGCCAUUGCAGUUGAUAAUUUAACGAAAGCCCAGGAAAUAAGUAAGGAUGAAGACGAAGAAAUUAUGCUGCAAAAGCGCUUGUCCAUAAAGCGCAAAAAUUACUCGAAAGAUUCUGGCUGUCAAUCAGCUUUGGGUGAUGGGCAAUAUGGUACAGAUGAUAGACCACGAGAAAGUAUUAGAACACUGUCUAUAGCAUCUACAGACGGACGAUCAAAUCAAAGGAGCAGGAGAAGUACGUUAAGAAUUCCCAUGCCGUCUUCACCGUCUAUCAAUGACGAUAACGCUUUUCCUGAAUUUUGUGAUAAUAAUACUUCUCAACAAGAGACAAGAAUAGAUGAAAUUAAUGACAUUGAAAAUCCUGGUAAUGAGAACGAUGAUGAAGAGCCUAAUUUUCGACAAAAAAGACUUGGCAGCACAAAAAUGAACUUUCAGGAUGCUCAUCAGGAACCUGAGCUAAUUAUAGGAAAAGAAAUCUUCGCACAAAAUGUACCAAUCUUGCAAGUUAAUUCGCUAUUCAUAUUUUCGCCUCAAAAUAGGUUCAGAAGGUUUUGUCAUUAUAUUGUCCAUUUAAGGCACUUUGAAAAUUUUAUGAUCGCAGCAAUUAUUAUAAGCAGUGGGCUACUGGCUGUUGAGGAUCCUAUGAAUGAAGAUCCCGUCCUAAAUUAUGUUUUAAGAAUAUUUGAUUCAAUAUUUACCGGGAUAUUUUUAAUUGAAUUAAUUUUGAAGGUCGUCGAUUUUGGAUUUAUUCUUCAUCGUGGGUCGUACUGCAGAAAUUUGUGGAAUAUUUUAGAUAUGAUCGUUGUUGUUACUGCAGUAACAUCGUUCAUUUACUUUGAAAUCGGGGUGGAGAAUCAGUCUAAUCGAAAUAUAUCAGCUAUUAAAGCAAUUCGAACUUUGAGGGUACUACGGCCGCUUAAAGCGAUUAGAACUGCCAAGAAGCUACUGGCCUGCUUUCAAUGUAUGGUCAAUUCCCUGAAGAACGUUCUCAAUGUUUGUAUUGUGAUGUUGCUAUUCCUAUUCAUGUUCGCCGUGAUUGGCGUUCAGUUAUUUAAGGGUAAAUUUCACUACUGCACGGAUCAAACGAAACAUACUAAAAGUCAAUGCAGGGGAAAUUAUUAUCAUUAUACUGACGGCCACGUUUAUAACGUAGAAGUAAGUUAUUGCAUAAGCGAUACAAAAUUUGCUACGCAACUUAGUUCGAAUGCAGGACGAUUUUCGAAUUAUGUAGAUAAUGUAAUAAAAGCGUCCUUCAUCAGGAUAUUAUAUUGGUCUAUUGAUGCAACUAAUGAAAAUGAAGGACCAAUGCGAGAUUAUAAUUUGGCAGUUGCAUUAUAUUUCUGUAUUUAUAUCGUUGUAUUCCCCUUUUUCUUCAUAAACAUCUUUGUGGCCUUAAUAAUCGUAACCUUUCAAGAAGAAGGUGAUAAAGACAUCGCUAACUAUCAGCUAAAUCGAAAUCAGCGUGAUUGCAUCGAAUUUGCUUUAAAUGCUAAGCCAAUCCAUCGCCACAUGCCUAAAGAUAAAAAAUCUUACGCUUAUAAAGUUUGGCGAAUAGUAACAUCAACGCCAUUUGAAUUUAUAAUUAUGGUCUUGAUUAUUGUAAAUACUAUAGUAUUAAUGAUGGAGUAUAAUGGCCAAAGCAAAGACUACAAAGAUAUGCUUCAAAUAAUUAACAUUACGGUUACAAUCCUGUUCACUGUUGAAAUGUUAUUGAAAGUUAUUGCUUUCUCACCAAGGAAUUUCAUAAAGGAAUGGUGGAAUAUAUUUGAUUUAAUAGUCGUUAUUGGUAGCUGGACAGAUAUUAUCAUUACUUAUGCCAGUAUUAAUGGUACAAGUACUGUAAGUAUUAGCUUCUUUCGAUUAUUUCGAGCCGGCCGUUUGAUAAAAUUAUUACGUAAGGGUUAUACUAUACGUGUUUUAUUAUGGACGUUUCUAAAGUCCUUUCAGGCAUUGCCUUACGUUGGACUUUUGAUUGGCAUGUUGUUUUUUAUAAGUGCAGUGCUUGGAAUGCAGUUAUUUGGACAAAUUCAAUCCGAUCCUACUACAGCCAUUUUUCGCUACAACAAUUUUCAAACUUUUACCGGAGCGCUAAUCGUUCUCGUUAGAUGUUCUACUGGUGAAAACUGGCCUGAAGUUAUGCUAGCCUGUUUACCUGGUCGAGCAAAAUGUUCCACAAAAUUUCCCGACUGUGGAUCUUAUGUUGCAUAUCCAUACUUUGUUAUAUUCGUCUUUUUGUCUACUUUUUUGAUGUUGAAUUUAUUUGUGGCUGUAAUCAUGGAUAAUUUUAAGUAUUUAACACGCGAUAAGUCUAUACUUGGUCCAUAUCAUUUGGAUCAUUUCUUACAUACCUGGGCGGAGUUUGAUCCUGAAGCAAGCGGUAGAAUCAAACAUCAAGAGCUGUGUACCAUGUUAUGUCGUAUUCCACCUCCUCUUGGCUUUGGAAGUAGUUGCCCAAUGCGUACAGCAUAUCGGAGAUUAAUGAAACUAGGAAUUCCUAUUAAUGGCGAUAAUACCAUUCGCUUUAAGGCUACACUUUUUGCUUUAAUAAGAACUUCAUUAAAAAUUAAAGUUCGAGAAGAUCAACAUGAAGCUGAUGCUGAGUUGUGUCAGAUUAUUAGAAAAAUAUGGCCGCAAGUUACCAGUAGAACACUAGAGCGUAUAUUGCCACAAGUUGAACAUGGAGCAAGGCAUCUUACUAUUGGUAAAAUUUAUGCUGCUUUAAUCAUUUAUGAGUAUUACAAAAGAUACAAGAAACAGCAAUUAAGAGAAGAGGAUGAACAAGUUAGAAUGAGAACCAAAUCUCUUUUUCAUCGCUUUAUCGAUGUUGUCCGAACACCAAUUCGAACUGGGGCUCAUAAAGACUUGGAAAUUCCGACGGAAUAUCCUACCAAGCAGCUGAGAUCAAAACAUUUUCAUAGCCAUUCAUUUAAAAUUCCUCGACCUAGUUUACGCCGAAGUCGAAAGAGAGAUAAAAUGAAAUCGAAACAUGCAGUUUCCGCUAAACCCUCGGACAGCAGUGUAUCAGGAGAAAAUAACAGAUCAAGAUCUUUGCCAGGCCUUAUAUUCGAGAGCAUUGAUGUAAAUUGCUUUAUUUUAAAAUAG
Messenger RNA from Trichoplax adhaerens, 4671 nucleotides. RefSeq lists its product as uncharacterized. The record is from RefSeq and is a predicted model, not a curated record. Gene Ontology annotation, molecular function: high voltage-gated calcium channel activity. Gene Ontology annotation, biological process: calcium ion import across plasma membrane. The transcript is spliced from 40 exons. Gene Ontology annotation, cellular component: voltage-gated calcium channel complex; membrane. Lineage: Eukaryota; Metazoa; Placozoa; Uniplacotomia; Trichoplacea; Trichoplacidae. The coding region runs from base 1 to 4671 and encodes 1556 amino acids.